Molecule: messenger RNA, 387 nt
Organism: Asparagus officinalis (garden asparagus)
Lineage: Eukaryota; Viridiplantae; Streptophyta; Magnoliopsida; Asparagales; Asparagaceae
Exons: 3
Coding region: 2-355 (117 amino acids)
Source: RefSeq, a predicted model, not a curated record
GAUGAUGGAUGCUAUUAAUAAGGUGCAACGUUUGAAACUCAUCAAUGAUGAAGAAAUUGGACAAGAUGUGGAAGGACAAUAUAUGAAUGCGGAGUGUUAUCAAGAUAUGGUUCAUGAACCAAGUCAAGCAAGAACAAAAGGAAGGCCUAAGGGGAAGAGGUUAAAGCCAUCGAGAGAGAUCCGCAAAUGUCGGCCUAGGAAAUGCAAAUUGUGUGGAAAGAGAGGACAAAAUCAUGAUAGCAGAAAUUGCCCUCUAAAGUUGUCAAGUGAUUCAAUGGAACAAGAUAAUAUUGAUGAAGCCACUGAUGAUUUAGAAGAUUCCUGUGAGGAAGAUGAAGUUCUCACUAUUGAGUGAAGUUUGAUCAAGGUUGGCAGAGCAAAUUUAUG